Messenger RNA from Octodon degus (degu), 2702 nucleotides. It is a transcript of the gene Ss18, whose product is annotated as SS18, nBAF chromatin remodeling complex subunit. The transcript is spliced from 12 exons. Gene Ontology annotation, biological process: positive regulation of transcription by RNA polymerase II. Lineage: Eukaryota; Metazoa; Chordata; Mammalia; Rodentia; Octodontidae. Bases 1 to 1761 code for a protein of 586 amino acids. The record is from RefSeq and is a predicted model, not a curated record. Gene Ontology annotation, molecular function: transcription coactivator activity. Gene Ontology annotation, cellular component: nucleus.
AUGGCUGUGUAUGUCCGGUAUUGCGCACACAGGCAGGUUGGGCCUAAUCGCCGAGUGUGUGAAGAGUGGAGGCGUCCCACUUCUCGGCUGCAUUUCUGUGACCCGAAUUGGACCGGCCCGACCACAGUUCCCACUCGCUCCUUAGGCGAGCCCUUUUCCAGCCGUCGCAACCCUGCAGGACGGCCGCCCGAGCCCCGGCCACAGCCUUGGGGCCCGGAUUUCGGCCCAGGUUCUUUUCCGAUUGUUCGGGACGACUUGCGAGCCGGAGGGCGGACUGGGGCGCGGCCGUACCAUCGGCGCCCGGGCGCGGGGGUGCGCGGGAGGCCGGGUCGAGUUCCGCGAGGGCGGGCGGGGCCGAAGAAGCGGUGCCCCAGCUGCCCCUCCGCAGCCACUCCCAGAAGCAGCGUUUCCGCGGGCUGGAUACCCCUGGGAGGGCGGGCGGGCGGGCGGCGCGCUCGGCCCCGCAGCAUCCCCCCUCCGCGCGUCCCCAGGUGGUGCGGCCCGAGGGCUCGGCGUCUUUCCCCCAGUUUGCCGUUCACCCGGAGCGCUCGGGACUCGCUCGCAGCGGUGACUGGGGCAACAUGUCUGUGGCGUUCGCGGCCCCGAGGCAGCGCGGCAAGGGGGAGAUCACGCCCGCUGCGAUUCAGAAGGUAUCAACAGCUGUUGCAUACAAACUUGGUGUAUCUCGCUACCAUAGCAGACUCUAAUCAGAACAUGCAGUCUCUUUUACCAGCUCCACCCACACAGAAUAUGCCUAUGGGUCCUGGAGUGAUGAAUCAGAGUGGUCCCCCCCCGCCGCCGCGUGCUCACAACGUGCCUUCAGAUGGAAUGGUAGGCGGGGGUCCUCCUGCUCCACACAUGCAGAACCAGAUGAACGGCCAGAUGCCUGGACCUAACCAUAUGCCUAUGCAAGGACCUGGACCCAAUCAACUCAAUAUGACAAACAGUUCCAUGAAUAUGCCUUCGAGUAGCCAUGGAUCCAUGGGCGGCUACAACCAUUCCGUGCCAUCCUCGCAGAGCGUGCCGGUGCAGAAUCAAAUGACAAUGAGUCAGGGGCAGCCCCUGGGAAACUACGGCCCUCGACCAAAUAUGAAUAUGCAGCCGAACCAAGGUCCAAUGAUGCAUCAGCAGCCUCCCUCUCAACAGUACAGUAUGCCACAGGCCGGCGGGCAGCACUACCAAGGACAGCAGCCCCCGAUGGGAAUGAUGGGUCAAGUUAACCAAGGCAAUCAUAUGAUGGGACAGAGACAGAUUCCUCCCUACAGACCCCCUCAGCAGGGCCCGCCCCAGCAGUACUCCGGCCAGGAGGACUAUUACGGGGACCAGUACAGCCAUGGCGGACAGGGUCCGGCAGAAGGCCUGAGCCAGCAGUACUACCCGGAUGGUCAUAAUGAUUACGGUUAUCAGCAACCGUCGUAUCCUGAACAAGGCUACGAUAGGCCUUAUGAGGAUUCCUCACAACAUUACUACGAAGGAGGAAACUCGCAGUAUGGCCAGCAGCAAGAUGCGUACCAGGGCCCGCCUCCGCAGCCAGGCUACCCGCCCCAGCAGCAGCAGUACCCUGGGCAGCAGGCCUACCCUGGGCAGCAGCAGGGCUAUGGUCCUUCACAGGGUGGUCCAGGGCCUCAGUAUCCUAACUAUCCACAGGGACAAGGUCAGCAGUAUGGGGGAUACAGACCCACACAGCCUGGACCACCACAGCCCCCCCAGCAGAGACCUUAUGGGUAUGACCAGGGACAGUACGGAAAUUACCAACAGUGAAAGAGUACUUACAUUCCAAUCGCCAGGACGUACUAGCAGCCCUCCUGUCACCUCAGCACUGUGGCCACCUCCCUGUGAAGAGAUCCUUCCAUUCCGUCUAGUUUUUUGGAAAAAUCUUGUGGAUAAGUGGCUGUUUUGUCUUUAAGCAGCCUUCUUGGUUUAGUUUUAAAGGUUUUAGUAGCUUAAAAAUACUCUUGAUUUCACAUUUCUACUCUAGAUGGCAACAUUGGACAGAAAAUGCAAUGACAUAACCAAUUUGCAGUGAUUUUGGAACUGUGUUUCCAAACGACUGUUACCGACUGAAAGGUGUGAACAGCUUUGUAUGUUUACGAAGGUUAAGGGAAUUUAAUACUUUUCCACAAAUUCUUUUGUAAGGGGAAGAGGGGAAUGUACACUUUUUACAGCAGCAAUAUUUUGUAUAUUAUGUUUAUUUCAUGUGAAUAUGCAAGGCGGUACACUACGCACUGGACAGAAUCAGAAAUCCUCUAUUAAUGUGGACUGAAGUGUGGUAGAUGCCUGAUUUGGUCUCAGAAUGGUGUACUAUGAAGAUAAAGGUGAGGGUGAAGACAAAAGUACACCAUAUGUCCACUGUCAUGUUAUAGAGGAGACUGAAACCCCUUUUAUCUAUCAGAUAACGAAGGGCACUGUGAUACUGUUUUGAGUAAAGACUUUUUUUUUUAAGCCUUCCAGUUUUGUGAACUAAAACCUUUUUAUAAAGAUCAUUUAUAAUACUCUUUUAAAAUGUAAGGCAAUAUGAAUUGCAUUUUGUUGGAUCUAAAGAACCUUUAGUAACCAUUUUAUGUAAACAGUCAUAAUCCUUUCCUAAAAUAGCAAUAACUGAAAACGAAGUGUUCAUUUUAUCUUGUUUGAGUAAUCAGAAGACUUAGUAAAUAGUACUGAAAACCAUCUUAUAAAUAAUAUUAAAGAAGAGUCAACAUUGA